UGAGCUGUGCCUCUCAGCUGCAGACCGAGAGGAGAGAAGAAAAGAGAGAGGGGAAAAGGGAGUAAUAAGGAGAAGAGGAGGAAAGCAGCGACACACUUGCAUCUGUUGUGGCAGCGUCCUGCAACCGAGAAGCAAAUGAGAGUGGGAGAUAGGAAGAGAGAGUACGCCACAGUGAGAGGAGAGAGAGAAAGAGAGGAGAUGUCAGACAGCCGUGUCCUUGAGAACUGCACCACAACUCUUUGAAGAGAGCCGGGAGACGGUAUCACAGCAGUUGGAACAGGUGACACAGAGAAGAAGGAAGAAGAGGACACCGAAUGGAUCCCUUCCCAUAACAUCAAGCAGAUGAAGUUAAACUACUUGCAAGAUGCCUUUCAACCUACACUGCAAGUAAGGUACACGAUGAGAGAAACAAAGAGCAUCGGAGAGACACUUUUCAGAAAGGAGGUUGACUUGACAAUGACCAGGCAUCGCCGAUGGAGUCGGUAGGACAUCCGUUAUCCGAGUGUUUUUUAAUGCACUCUGAACAAGAAAUGAACUUAUCGAAGGGUCCAUUGGUGAACAGCAGCAGUGACGAUAACUCCAAGUCGAACUAUAGUAAAUGCGGCGCUGGCGCCUGGAGAAUGCACCAAACUUAUGAUCAACUAGAGGCCAACCACAUGAGAGACGCACAUGCCCUCUACAACCCCAGGCUUCUCUGCAGAAUGUCCAGUAAGGAGCGCCACCUUGAGUCCAACUGUCCGUCCUCUUACAUAAAGACUGAGCCGUCUAGUCCUGCCUCCCUGACUGACAGCCUAAACCAUCACUCCCCUGGUGGCUCCAGCGACGCCUCAGGUUCCUAUUCGUCCACAAUGAACGGCCACCCCAACGGCUUAGACUCCCCGAGUCUGUACGGCUCCAACGCAGGGUCCCUGGGUCCCGCCGGCGGACCCGGAUCAAAGCGCUACGAGGACUGUUCAUCCACUAUUGGGGAAGAUUCACAGAUUAAGUGCGAGUACAUGUUGAAUUCCAUGCCCAAGAGGCUGUGUCUGGUCUGCGGGGACAUUGCGUCAGGGUACCACUAUGGAGUGGCAUCCUGUGAGGCCUGCAAGGCCUUCUUCAAACGCACCAUCCAAGGCAACAUAGAGUACAGCUGUCCAGCCACCAACGAGUGCGAGAUCACCAAGAGGAGACGCAAGUCGUGCCAGGCCUGCCGCUUCAUGAAGUGUCUGAACGUGGGCAUGCUGAGGGAGGGUGUUCGUCUGGACAGGGUUCGUGGUGGGAGACAGAAGUAUAAACGCCGGAUAGAUGCGGACAACAGUCCAUACCUGAACCCACAGCUGGCUCUGCCUCCCAAGAAGCAAUUUGCCUUUGGCUGCCUUGCAGAUAACAAAAUCGUCUCUCACCUGCUGGUGGCCGAGCCAGAGAAGAUUUACGCCAUGCCUGACCCGACAGUACCAGACAGCGACAUCAAGGCCCUGACUACGCUGUGUGACCUGGCGGACAGAGAGCUGGUGGUCAACAUCGGCUGGGCCAAACACAUCCCAGGUUUCUCCACGCUGUCUUUGGCAGACCAGAUGAGUCUACUGCAGAGUGCAUGGAUGGAGAUCUUGAUCCUUCGUGUUGUGUACCGCUCACUGUCCUUUGAAGACAAGUUGGUGUAUGCUGAGGACUACAUCAUGGAUGAGGACCAGUCGAAGCUAGCUGGACUUCUGGACCUGAACAAUGCCAUCCUUCAGCUGGUCAAGAAAUACAAGACUAUGAAGCUCGAGAAGGAGGAAUUUGUCGCUCUGAAGGCCAUCGCUUUGGCUAACUCAGACUCCAUGCACAUCGAAGACGUGGACGCGGUGCAGAAGCUCCAGGAUGUGCUCCACGAGGCCCUGCAGGACUACGAGGCCGCCCAGCACCAGGAGGACCCCCGCCGGGCGGGCAAGCUGCUCAUGACCCUCCCCCUGCUCCGCCAGACCUCCACCAAGGCCGUGCAACACUUCUACAGCAUCAAGCAGGACGGCAAAGUCCCAAUGCACAAACUGUUCCUGGAGCUGCUGGAAGCCAAGGUCUGAGGAUGGAACGACAGCCAGUCUGAAUCUCACUCUGAAUGACCUCUUGCUCUUUAACACGCACACACUCUAACACACACGCACCCAGACACAAAAAUAUGUCCCUUAAGUAUGUCUGCUGACACGUCCCCAUAUGAAGAAACGAGUAACCCGAAACCUCUCACCUGAACCCCUGAACCUCCACGGUCUUUGACGAAGGGCGCUCACUUGACCUUUUUGUUUUGGGGAAGAUGCUGACGGACUGACUUGACCCCCAUUUGACGAAGGAAAGAAGAUAUUUCCUUUUAAAACUCUUAUCAAUCACUCGACAGUUAACACAGUGAACAUUGAAGAGAGCAAAACUCUGAUGCAUUAAAUAACAAUUAAGAUGUUAUUAAAGACGACAUUUAAAAAGAAACUGAAAACUCUUUCAGUUCUGAGAGACUCUAAGACUGCACUCGUGUCUCCUUUCCCUCCCUAUUUCCCCCAACAGAGUUUUUUUAAGUGUUCAAGAAGAAAACAAGAGGAGAAAAAAAGAACACUGAAGCAGUAUUAAUGACAUUUGUUGUAAAAAGUACUUGUACAAUGAAAUGUGGAUAGAUGGACAGAAAGAAAAGAAGAGGAGAUUUGCCCUGCCAAAGAAUGGAGCUCACCCAUUCAGAGGAUGCCAGCAAACUUUGUCACAACUCAAAACUGUUUCUGGUUAAACUACCGGUUGCUUCUGGUGCUGCUGGUUUUCAGUUUCGCCAUUCAAAUGUUUCUGGUUGUCAUGAAAACCAGCAGAGCCAGGGCCAGGAUUAGAAACCACUGCUGUCAACACUCUCUGGUUCUCCCUAAAUUCAGAUCCUGGCUUCCCGGGUCUCCCCAACUUCAACUUUACUUUUAUUAGGAUCCCGGCCUCCAAAACCUGUCAAUAUAACCAUAGAAAUAGUGUUUGCAGUUUGCACACUUGACAAGCUGAAAAUGUUUCCAAAUAUUGAAACCACUCGAGUUUAUAAUUCAAAAAUAUUACCAAAAUAAGACUUGAUCUAUACUGUCAAAAACGGAUUCCUGCUUGUCCAACUGGUAGUUGUAGGCCCGGUCUACAUUCUCUGUAUUUAUUCGGUCAGACCCUCCUCUUGUGUUCUGAUGUCUUUGUGAAAGCUUUCAGCGCUCAAUGGUUCCGGUUUGUAGCUCUCCACACAAGUCAGUAGAGAUUUCAGUCUGUCAUCGUGCCAUUAAGAUUAGUCCAGUCCGUGCUCAUUACCCAAACUCCAAAAACCUCAAAGUGUCACUGCAGAACUUCCCUCUCGCUCCGCUGCAUUCACAACCUCCAGCUCUCCUCCUGCGUCAGCAGAUAUUUCUGUCAUUCAUUCGAAGAUUGCAGGGGCGCUUCAGUCACUCGAUACAAUACAAACCAGAAGGAAAGGUGUGCUGACAAAACUGACUACUGAAGAACAACUAUUGUUGCUUUCAAACUCUUAUUUAUUUUCUUUAUUUCUAUCUUGAAAAUAAUCUUAGCGAUGAAACCAGUACUAGGGUUGUAAAUAAUUGUCAUCCUGUAUAUGACAUAUAACACGGCUUUGUUUUUGUUAUUAAUAUUGUCUUCUUAAAACUGAAUCAAUCAAUAUGUCUUUCCUUUUUUCUAUCAGCUUGACCACUUUCAGCAAUUAUCAUAUAUAUAUAUAUAAAUAUAACAAGUAAUAAUGUAUUAACAAAUCAGCGUUUAUCUUAGAAAACUCUGAGCAAUAGUGGUUUUUAAAGGAGGGUUUUGUGCAUAUGGACUAAGUCUGCAAUAUUAACAUAAUGUGCCAGUCUUAAACUCGGGAAAGAGAGAGGAUGGGGGUCAGAGGGGAGUUUCUCAUUCUCUCUGUGUCACUUGCCAUGCGCUAUUAGAUAACAGUCAAUAUUUUAUUUGUAAGAGGAAGCUAGACAGGAAUAAAUAUGGACCAGAAAUGUGAGGAUGAGAUGCUAACGCUGCCGUCACCGAAAAGCCAUGUGAACAACGCAUGUUUGGCUGAAGAACUAACACAAGCAGCUAAGACUAACAUGAUCCCAAGUUGCACCUUUGUUGUGACCAUGCUCUGUCACUUUAAAUCUAAUUAAACUAGACAGUUAUUUAUUUGAAAUCAGCUGUUCAGUCAAAUGUAGUUUUUGUCCUCAAUGCGUAUGUUUAUUUAGCCACGUGGCCGAGUGUGGGGACCUUCAGAAUAACCUGAAUCUGAAUCUGUGCUGAGGGAAACAGUGCUACAAACAAAAGAUCGCUAUUGCACUUGUUGUUGUUUAUAAGCAUCUAUGACAACAUCUUAAAACCAAUGAUCCUACCAAAUACAGUAGAAAUUGAUGGAAUUAAUUAUAGGUAAUCUUUAGAUUAAAUUAUACAAGGGAAUUACAAAAAUAUGACUGAUACUCAUACAUUUGAUUUUAAGCUUGUCUACUUGUACUAGUGAUGUACUAAAUAUGUACAACACUAUAUGUAUUUCAAGUCUCAUCAAAUAUAAUUUUUAGGGAAGUUGAUUCAAUUCAAUAAUUGAACUUUUUAAAUUGUCAUUUUUUAAAGAGAUUUUCCAGGCAUUUUUCAAGUCAAAAAUGGCCGGUUAUAUUUAAGUGCAGGGUUUAUUGGCAAGAAAUGGAAAGCUGAGCUUACAGGAAUCUGUGUGACAUUUUACAGUCAAGUGAAGAAUCAUUGAUUUCAUCGUUAAAGCAAGAUUGUAUGGCUGACUGAUCACACCUUAAACAGGUGAAGACAGUCCAGGGAUUUUUUUUAAAUGUCAUUUUUAAAGCCGAAUAAGAAUGCCAAAAUGUGUAAUGUAGACGACAGUGUAAUCUAAUAUAAAAUGGCGACUUGUCACAGCUGAGGAGUGCUGCAGUUUAGGUGUAGUCAUCACACGCUCUGUAUCAAACAUCAGUAUUAUUAGUAAGGGGUAUUUUCUCAGCCUUCUUAAACAUUGUAUAUUGUAAAUUAUACAGAUUAUAAUUCUAACAUAAGACAUUUUAUUGGAAACAAAAUCGAGAAAAAAUAAAAAAAUGUAGUUCAGCCUCGAUGUGAGUUCCAUGUUGGUUGUUUUUUCUAUCAAGAAAAAAACCAGUUUCUUUAGUUCUAUCCGUUAUUUAGUUUGAAAGUCUUUCUGUUCGAUCUUUUCCUCCUUUGACGAGUCCUCUAAGGCGUUGCUGUGUACUUUGUCUUGUGGUGAUUCCCGUUCGUGUGCCGUGUUCUUCUUCUUCAGACUACACGGGGUAGAGCAGAGGCCAUGUUGUCUGUCUGUCUGUCGGACACUGGGUUCUCUCUCAUUGAACCGGAUAUAAGGCUCUUCUUCAUUUAACUAGACCACCAAGAUCUAAUUACAGUAUUCAUCUUUACCAAACUAUACAUAAUUCAAUAUUUAGUAUCUAAAUGAAGAAACACCAUACAAGUAUUUAAAGAGGGAUCAUUUGUGUAACUUUCCUGUAGAAUAAACAGUAUACUGUAUAUCCUUAGGUUUAAAUAACGAUGAAAUGAAAAGGACAUUUGAGUCAUUUCAGAUCUGUAGGUGACUCUUUUUUUAUAAACUCGCUGUACAUAACUGCGUUCCAUACAGCUCGUCAUCGUUACAGUUUCAGCAGUCAAAAAGAGAUAAUAUGAAGACGAAAAACGUUUCCCCCCCAUUGUUGUGUCCGGUUUUCGCUCAUUUAGUGGAAAACAUCUUGUUUGACAACAGAGAGUAACAGACAUGUCAACAAUAAGACUUGAACUACUUUGUGUGUUGAUGGGAAAUAGUCACUCAUUACAUUUUGGGACGCAUUUCUGCUUUAGCCCAGGACUCACAAAGUCAAGAUCUAAACUCAAGUCUCCUUUAAUGAACAUGUUGAUAUUCUCAUUGUACCUCUUUAUACACAUUUAUCAAUGAUGCGCUACAAAUGGCAUUUAUUCAAAAACUCUAGGACCCGUCAAAAUUCUUAAACAUGAACAUUAAUGGUUUUAGGGAAGAAAUACAUUGAAAUAAUUUCACAGGUUAUCUAAAUAUAUUUUCCUGUUUUCAUUGUAACUUAAAACACCAUGUCAUUGUCAGAAAGAUGGGGUUUCUUAUUAUCAUCCACUGUACAUUAACCUACACACAACUUAUGGAAGAAAGGUGCUCUUUUCUUACUAUUGUUUCUCCUCUGUUACUGUUUUGAAUUAUUUGUCAGUUGUCAAACCUAUCCUGUGUACUUCUGAACAAUUUAAUGCGAUGAAAGCUGUCACACACCUCUCCUUAUUUAUGCUGAGUUAGAAUUGGUUAUAAUCCAUGUUUUCAAAGGAAUCAACUGCAAAUAUGGAUAUGUAUAUAUUUGUUCUUUUUAAUUAACUUAAACAUCUAAUUAUCCUUGUCAAUUAAGUAAUUCAUUGAAAGUGAUGGUCCUGACAGGAAUUGGUCUUCCUUUGUUUUGCUGGUUAAAAAAGAAUAAAUCUAGCAGCUAAAAUCAGGAGGGAGAUUGUGUGAUUCUUUCCAAGGGUUUGCUAGAACUUGCUGCUCAUAGCCAAUAUAUUGUUUAGAUAUACAAGACGCAAGUGUUUUCAUACAACACUUUUUUUCUAGUUUAAAAGCAAUAUUUUGAUAACUGUGCAAUGACGAGACAUGAUUGCACUUUUUGUGUUUUGUGUUAUACAUCUAAAUGCUGUUUGCUAUUAAAUGAUUCAGCGGUUAAAGUUUAAACCAUAUAAAUGACAACAAACCAAACUGGUGUUUUCUAUGAGGAGCGUUGGAAGAAGGACUGUGUGGGUUUUUGCAGAGCCAUCGAUAGAAAGAGUUUGACCUGGUUGCACUUUGGGCGCCAUCUUAUCGCCCGCGUCUGGAACUUAGAUCCAUUAGCUGCAAAUACUCAAUGUAACAAUAGUUUAACUGGAACAGAGGGAGUUUUUUAGGCAUAGGGACAAAGCAGGAUUGUCCAUCUACCAUGGCUGCCCCUGAAAUCUGCUAAGGCCAAACUGUGUCUAGCUACAGCUCUACAGUGUUUAGUCAUUUAGUUGUAUUUAAUCCCCAGAUGUAACUGCCACUUUGUGCUGCAGAUACCCCUGCAGUCUGAAUUUGCAAAUGUGAAGAAAGUAUUAAAGGGAAAGAGAACAAUGACACAUUUGGAUUCAAAGGAUAUUUAAAAAAGACCGGCUUUGUGGAGAAGAGUUGUGUACGAGAGACGACCCUGUAGUGUUAUUAAAAAAAAUGUCUGUAGAUUUUAGAUGUGCUUCACAUCAGUAAAUGAAAAAAAGAAGAAAAAAAAAAGAAACAAUAACCUGUAUAUUUUUGUGACGUGUAUCAUACAAGUGUGCUCCAACAAUAAUGUCCAUUUGUGUAAAUGUAUUUAUUUCACAUUGUAUAUAUUGUUCAAUGCAAAAAGAGAGACCUAUGAUUCUGUAACUUAUACUACUAUGGGUUGAAACAUUACAUGUGUUACUCCAGACUAUGCCUUUCAGGAUUAUUACAGUAGAGCAAUAUCAAUUAAAACCAGGCUUCCAGUUUUGACA
Molecule: messenger RNA, 7473 nt
Organism: Trematomus bernacchii (emerald rockcod)
Lineage: Eukaryota; Metazoa; Chordata; Actinopteri; Perciformes; Nototheniidae
Gene: esrrga
Product: estrogen-related receptor gamma a
Exons: 13
Coding region: 474-2039 (521 amino acids)
Biological process (GO): regulation of DNA-templated transcription
Cellular component (GO): nucleus
Molecular function (GO): DNA-binding transcription factor activity; zinc ion binding; sequence-specific DNA binding
Source: RefSeq, a predicted model, not a curated record